AUGAAUUAUACAGUGCAGAUAUAUGCCAAUCUAGUUUAUAGAGGAAAUCAAAGUAUAGAAACAGUUAAGACAAAGCUGAAUUGCGAGGUUCUGUGGGACGACCUGGCGCUGGAGGUCCGGUGGGCCGUGGCCGGGGAGAGCAUCGUCAUGCAGCUCGUCGGCAGAAUAGAUUCGCCUUAUUUCCUCCUUCAGGGCAGCCGCAACAACGUCCGCCUGCUGAACGCAGCGCUCAUCAACAACUUCACUAUGCUGACCUUCCAGAGGCCCCUACGAGCCGUCGACCGCUACGACACAGCCAUUCUCACCAACGGGUCCCAGGCUGUUAUCUGGGCAGUGGGACCGGUCAACUUCCAGGGUGACACUUCCUACCACUCCCUCCGCCUCAGAGGUGACAUGUUUGUAGAUUUCGGGCGUACACCAAAGUGGAACUGUCCCCUGCCAGAGGAAGAUAACGAUAAAAGUAGCACCGCUGUCUCCAGAGGCUCUGUUAACCCCUCCCGGGGUUCCAUUAGACCCGCCCAGGCACCUCCAGCAGCCAACCCUUGGUACAUUCCCCCCAUUCCCUGCCACGAACCUGAAGACGGAGUUUUCUAUGCUCAGAUCGGACCCACUGGAGGCAACAAUGGUUAUAGCGCUAUCACAGGGCACGUUGGGUGGGGGAUCUCGUGGUUCAUCAACGGGCUGUUGAUUCCGGAGAUCCAUGUAGUGAGGGGUAAGACUUACACCUUCGUGGUGGAGGGAGGCUACGACCCAGAGAACCCCUCCCGUUACCAUCCCUUCUACAUCACCGACGACCCAGAGGGUGGCUAUGAGUACAAAACGCCAGCCGAGCGAUCCCGCAUUAAAGUACUGGCCGGAGUGGAGCAGGAUAGGGACGGUAACCCGGUACCCACUGCAUACGGCCGCCUUUGUGAGUGGAAGGAAGACCCCAACAAACCAGCCAACGACUUCACCUCCUUCGGCGCCUACCAGAGAACCCUGCAACUAGACUGUCAAGAGGGCCAGCCCGGCAUCCUUCAGUGGACUCCAGACGUAAAUACGCCGGAUACGGUCUACUACCAGUGCUACACUCACCGCUACCUGGGUUGGAAGAUCCAUGUACACGACAGCUGCGACCAAGACAAGCUGGCAACUGCUGGGUCAGUUCAAACGUCGGCCGUGGUAGUGCCGGGGUCUCAGGCCGCCGCCGACUACGACAACUAUGACUAUAACUAUGACGUGCGAGGCGGUGGAGUGCCUGCUGGCUCCCGAUACACCACUAACAAGCUCUCUCCAGGGGCUGCUCACAAGCCUUCUCAGACUUUUGUAACUAGACUGCCCAGACCACAGUCAGAGCUAGGAGACCAAAGAUUCCCUGAAGAUCGUCCAUUCGUCAACCGUCCAAAAGAGUUCCAUGCCGGCUUUGACAGCUUUCCCUUUAGUAUGAGCCCUGACGACAUUGGUCCACUGCGUCAGAGGCCAACUUCUCAUUCAUUACCUUCAGAAACUCAUUCUUCGCCACCAAACGUCCCACUGGGAGUGCCAGGAUUUAUAUUUCCCAAAUUGCCUAAUCUAAAGAAAAACACAGGUAUAGUCAAUGCCACUGCAUUUGCUAAAAUGGGUAACGUAAACUUGGGUAGCGUUCCAAGGGACGUUCCUGAAGCGUUCUUUGGGUUGCAGAAGGGAGAGUUGUUGUUUCCACGUGAUAAACAUGAGGAAACAAUCCAGCCACUUGGUAACCAGUACCCGUCCUCUCCAGUGCCAACCCCAUCGACAACACGUUUCACUUCUCUCUCCGCAACUUUAACACCACCACCUGGGUAUACUUUUGCUCCUGAGUAUUCACUAUCUUCUUCCUCUCAAACUUUUAAUGGUCCCACCGGCCCGUCAACACCAGUGAAGACUACAGUUGCCAUCAUUUCGGAAGUGUCUUUAAAGCCAAAACAAGAUUUAACACACAUAAAAUUAGAGAAGACACACUGGACAUCCCCGAAACUUCCUACAUCCUACCAACCAACGACACGCUCUACGCAGCCGACGUCAGUAAAACCCAUUACUCCUUUUACAAUGUCUAUCAAACAGCAACAGCCCAUCACUCGAAAUGCUCCACCUAAAUCCAGUGGGAUUUCCAAUCCAGCUCAUACAUAUGGGAUACAAAUAUCACAUCAUUCACAUUACCGCAAGCCCGAGGUUAUAACUGCAUCGUCACUCCCUCGGCUUCCUAGUCAGGUUUCAUCAGCAUUCCAGGAGCCUUUUUCAGGAAGGCAGACGACCAUCAAUAUGGGUUCAGCCACUACUACCACACCUACACGCACCACUGAAGAAUCAGUCACCACUUUGGAUGAAAAUUUCGCUCAGAACUUUGGUUUCGACCCGGAGUCUGUCGUCUACGAAUCAGAUUUUCGUCCGAUUAAGAAAAAAACUGCUGGCCCUUUGCUGGCUUUCGAGGUGUCUUCAUCUGACGUCAUGCCAAUCAGAGUACCGCGCCCGCCACACCCGCCUCAACACACUUUCCAGCAGCGGCCUGUUGGCCCACGUACCUCAGGUUCUGUAAGUUUCGCCCAAAGACGUAUAAAGAUUGACGACGAUACGGACGAAACCCAUGACGAAGACGCUAGCGAAAUCCCAAACGAAAAACGGUCAAAACACUUUCCAAAUCCUAUCUUCCAUGAUUCAGUGAUGUUCAGUGAGAGCCUUAAUCCUCCCCCAGUCCCCAUUCCUGUACCAAUGGCUCGAAUAGUGCCGCGACUAGGAGGGGCUGCAUCUAACCGUCCAUUUUUUCCUAACAAGCUUAUAAAACACGACUCUAACCGAAACCCUAAUGGCCCAAAAAUACAUGACGGGUCGGUGAGGCCGUCAGGGGGAGUGGACCGUAUGGGAAAGCCACAAGUUCAGAAGCCAUCCAUGCGCCGCAUAACAGCUAUGGUUCACCUCCCUGACGACCAUACCGUUCCCUUCCCACAACUUGUUGGACCUGAAGUUUUCAAACCAGUGCUGAUCAACUUUCCUCUAGAGCACGACGACGGUGAAGACAUGAUGGUAGCUGAAUCAGCGCAGGUGUUCACAUCAGAUGGUCGGCCUCUAGAACCCGAUACACUGCCUACGCCUCCACAGUUUUCAACAGGCAUCCGACGUACCGUAGCCUCCAUUAUCAAUCGGCCCAAAAUUGGACCUUUUAGAGGAGAUCGCCCACCUCCAGUGCCGGCACACGUGCCACAUCUGACUCAAUUCUCUCGCCAGAGGCGCCCCUUCCGCCAUCGUACCACCAUCGCUCUACCAUCACCACAUGGUGUCAGUAGCACUUUGAAAACUGAUCUCCUUCCUUCCGGUAGCGCCCCUCGACCAAUUACUAUUGCACAUCCUCAAAAUGAUCCUCCCAUUGCUGCAGCCCUCCUAACUUCUGGGAAAUUGUCUGCCGACGUUGGGGACAAUGUCGUUGUUUCAGUCAGACAAUACCCAAGAAUAACAGAGAUGCGCAACUCGACACUAUCUCCCACCGCUGUAUCUUCAGCAGCAACCAACCAGACGCAUUUGACAAUCCUGAAGGACGUUUGGUCUAUCUUAACUCGCGACGACCUGGACUUUAAGCCCGAACAUCCCCGAGACGAUGCCCACCCUGACCAUGACCACCUAGACCGCCAGGAAAGAAGUAGACGUUAUGUAGCAGAACCCUCUGAUGUUGCGAUAGUCAGUGACACCUUCCAAGACUCUGUGAUCACGUCAGAAGCCAGUGCUUACUCCCUCUCCAUCCUAGUGGUUUGUAUAGGUGCUAUGAUGAUAAUGGUGCUGAUAAGGUAAACAGAACUUUCCAAAGAUAAUUCUAGUCUAGAAAACGCGCCUCUGAAGACCAAAUAUAGUAUCACAUUACCAGAGUCCUUUGGAAAAUAUCUUCUAGGAGCAUAUUAUUGGUUUAUUACAAUGGAGCAAUUUUCUGUUCCUACCCCGUACACGAUUAGUGUACAAUAUCUGGGUAGGUUAAUAAUGUGGUCUUGAACAAGACAGGUUGAUGUACUGACAAAACUUUGUUCCACUGUGACCGUUAUUGUAUUUUAUGGUAUUAGUCUUUAAAUGAUGUAAGAAUUGAAAAAUACUUUCAUACUGUACAAAUUAAGGAAACCAGUUUUAUCUAUCACUGCAUCAUCUGGACUCAUUUGUAAUUUUUUUUUUUUUACAUUUACAAAAGAUGAUACACUAAAGGGCAGUCAUUGGGAACUUUAUUCAGAAAAGGUUUCGACUAAGUGGCAAUCCUUUUCAAGUGUCCAGAUGAUUUACACAGUUACUCUCUUUUAGUGGAAUCAUUUACACCUCGUCUGUAUUUUUAUACCAGUUACUGUUACAACUAUUAUAAUUACUUGUUUGCAUCAUUGUAUAGUUAAACGCUCUGUUAUGCCUGUUUCUACGCCGAUCCCCCAAUAGUUUUAUUUCAUUUUUUUUUAUUUGGUUGUUCUCGUCGCCUUUACAAAUCUACGUUCAUUCCUAUUUCAACAUGCCACCACCUGUGCUUACUCGUAUGAUAUAUGUAUACAAUACCUUCAUGAUGCACGUAUACUUACGUCUUCGUAAUGUUGACAUACAAACUUUCAAAACAGCUUUUUACUUUGCAGGUUACUUUGCAGAAAGGUUAUGGUACUUGUGCGAGAAAUAUCUUAAUUCUGUUUCACUCGCUGACAACGUUUGAAGGAACAAGGCAUCACAUUUUCGUAUUUAUUCUGGUGCCAAAUUACGUUAAAAUCUUGCUGAAAUACUGCCUGAAUCGAUAAUUAUAUAUAAUUAGUCUCCCCCCCCCCCCACCGGUAACUCGACGAACCCAUCUGAAAUAACAUUUAUCACAAUUUUGUUUUAGAAACCACUUUAUAUAGGAAACUGCUUGUUUCUCUACCAUUAGUUGAAGUAUUUAUUAGAGGCGAAUGUAGAAUUCUCCAGUCAAGGAACAGACAAUGUAACACUUGACACGGAACUUUUAAUAUAAAAUUUGGUUAGGUGUAGGGAAAUUGUAAAUCCGCCACUUAAAACAAUGCCGCCUAAAUAGCUUAAAAAAAGAAAAGGUAGGAAAUCUCAAUUUUCAUGCUCUUUUUGUGUACUGGUUAGUACGUUUUUUUCUGGUAUUUUGUCAGUAAAAAUUUUCCUUUCUGGGUUUGAGUUCAGCGACUGGUUUAAUUAUAUCUUUCUUUCGGGUGCACUUGACACGUGUUUACUCCCUCUCACUAACUUAUAGUAAACAUUAACACCACAUCUUCACUUGCACUGCACACCUCCGUGUGUUAGUAUAAUAAUUACAUUUCCUUCGAAGAAACGGCUCAUACAGGUAUUCAUGACUACUUCCCCAAACCCUUUCCCCAUGCCUUUCCUCUCGCCCAAGCACUGUUUCCUUCUUAGUGCUGAAGACGUUUAAAAAAAAAAGUGUCUCCUUUCCUUCUGCAAUGACCAUAGUGAGUCUUGGCAGGUGUGGCUAAUUGUCUUUACUACCUAAGUACAUUCAUUUUGGUGGGAUCCCGUGCUGUAAAUCUGCCAGUGUUCCACGCAAGGAUCUCCUGUGUGAGCAAAAUGAUUUUAAUGUAAAUAGUUUACCACGUAUGAAAGUUGAUGGGAAAAGAGGACGUCACCAGCUGGUCUGUCCAGCGACAAACAUGCAGCGUCGUCGUCGUCACCAGCUGUAAACAGGCAGUCGACACCAGCUGGGCUGUACAAAGCGGAUAAGAAGGGCAGCGUCUUAAUCACGCAGAUGUAGUAAUGUAACUAGACACAGCGGGCAGCGUCCCAACCACCAGCUGCUACAACUUAUAACAGCCGCAUAUUACUGCAGAUGCCCGUUUCUCAUCUGUAAAUGAGGAAAAAAUCAACGUAUUAUAUACU
Cherax quadricarinatus is the source of this 5832-nucleotide messenger RNA. NCBI's taxonomy places the organism in Eukaryota, Metazoa, Arthropoda, Malacostraca, Decapoda, Parastacidae. The record is from RefSeq and is a predicted model, not a curated record.